CCGGGACAACAACAGUUACAUUAGAUGCUGUUACCCAACCACCUGAAGUGUCUCUGAUCCAGAAGCCUUGCUGAUAUUACCCUUGAUUGAAAAACUUUGGGUAUUAUACAGUACUUUAUAAUAUUGGAUAAAUAUUUCUACAGCUGCAGAAAGAAAUUGUAAUCAGUAAAUUAAAUUAUUGCCAUAACAAAAUUUGCCUCCUGUGGCAUUAAUUUAAGAUUACAAGAAAGAACAGACCACGAAGGAGUCUUCUGCACCAGACCGAUCCUAAUAUAAAGAAAAAUGUGGAGUGACAUCUUCUACCCUGAUAAUCCUAAGAGAAGGGAACAGCUCAUCCGCAAAAAUCAAGAGUUUAAAGAUCUGAUUGAGAACAACUUCCGAGCCACCAACCAACUGAUUGAUGUUAUGAACGAUCACUUGAGCUGCUCCUUCCAACAUAUCAAGCUGAAUGAGGAAGCUUCUCUCCAGGAGAACUGUAAUGUGAUGAUUGAAUGCAUGCAAAAGAUCCAGGCAGUGGUAGAGAAGAUUGACAAGGAGCUGAAGGAGAAGCUGGAUCCCACCCUGUAUGAGAAGCUGCGAAGCCUGUCUCUGCUUCCAGAAGACUUUAAUCUGGUUUCAAAAGUUCUUGAAGUAGUUUGUGGUGUUGCAACUGUGGUAUCUACUACCGUAAUUGGUCUUUUAAUUAAAAAUGGAGUAAUUCUGGAAAAUAUAACAAGUAAGUUUGUUAUAAUUGGAGCAGGGACAUUAGCUUGUGUUGGGUUGGCAGUGGUGUUCAUGGGGAUUGACAUGAUUGUUGAGGCCAUUCUUGGGAGCAUUGAGCGUGAUCAACUUGAGAAGGCCCUGAAAGAGUAUGACAAAGCUUUGGAUGAAUUCAAACCAGCGUCUGAAAAAUAUCAGGAUAACAUUACCUACGUCAGGAUCAAAAUUGAGGAAAUUAAGGAUUAGAAAUGACCGUUUGAAAUGUUUGCUUUUUCCUGCCUAAAAUGUUUGCUGGAAUUAUUAAACUAAUAAUUGUUAUUACAUGUUUGUGCUUAAAAACAUGCAGAAAUAUAUGAAAAUUUAGCUCAAAGUGACAUUGUGAAAUGAUAUGCAGAAUGUAGAAAAAGAAAGAGUCAAAUGAGUUGUUCUGCUACAUCAGCUCUGCAGCAUAUUUUGAGUUUUUUUUUAACUAAAUUAAUAACUAUUGAUUUUUACAACAGAAUGAAUCAAUACUGAAUUUACUUAAGCUGA
This is a messenger RNA of Megalobrama amblycephala (Wuchang bream), 1230 nucleotides long. Its product is annotated as single-pass membrane and coiled-coil domain-containing protein 3-like. The record is from RefSeq and is a predicted model, not a curated record. The coding region runs from base 283 to 945 and encodes 220 amino acids. Lineage: Eukaryota; Metazoa; Chordata; Actinopteri; Cypriniformes; Xenocyprididae. The transcript is spliced from 2 exons.